CCCAGACCCGUGAGUCGCGCGGGUGCUGGGAGCCGGAGUCGGUGCCCGCCGGCGAGCUGCAGGGCGGGCCCUGUGUGCGGGGCCCCGGUGCAGGCCCAUGGUCUUAAAUUUGUCCUGUGUCAUGGAUGAGGCUGCUUUGUCCCUUGGAACAAUAGAUGUUUCCUAUUUGUCCUCUUCUGUAGAAUAUGCUGUCACUAGAUGUAAGCACUCUAGUGAAGAAUGGGGAGAGUGCAAUUCGAGGCCUACUGUCUUCCAAUCUGCGACUUUAAAAUGGAAAAAAUGGAAGGAGACACUACUGAGCAGAAAAAGGCCAUUUGUGGGGCGCUGUUGCCACAUGUGUACUCCUCAAAGCCGGGAUAAACUUUUCAAUGCUAAUAUCCCUUCUUUGGGCCUGCGCAAUGUCAUCUAUAUCAAUGAAACACACACAAGGUACAGAGGGUGGCUGGCAAGACGGCUCUGUUAUGUUUUUUUUGUGCAAGAACGAGAUGUGCAUAAGAGUAUGUUUGCCAGCAAUGUGACAGAAAAUGUGUUGAACAGCAGCAGAGUGCAGAAAGCCAUUGUAGAGGAGGCUUCUGUAUUAAGCGCUGCAGGUAUUCAGACGGAUCUCAAGGCCAUCAGCAAAGUGAAGAAAAAAGCUAGGAGGAUUCUCCAAGAAAUGGUAGCAAACAUCUCACCUGCUUUGAUCAGGUUGACUGGUUGGGUAUUACUGAAAUUAUUUAACAGCUUCUUUUGGAACAUUCAGAUCCACAAAGGCCAAUUGGAGAUGGUCAAAGCAGCCACCAAGAUGAAUUUGCCUCUUGUCUUCUUGCCUGUUCACAAAUCUCACAUCGACUAUCUGCUCCUCACAUUUGUUCUUUUUUGCCAUAACAUCAAAGCACCAUACAUUGCUGCAGGGAAUAAUCUCAACAUCCCCAUCUUCAGCACAUUGAUCCACAAGCUGGGAGGCUUUUUCAUUCGGAGGAGGUUGGAUGAGAACCCUAAUGGACGUAAAGAUGUCCUUUAUAGAGCUUUGCUGUAUGUGCACAUAGAGGAGUUGCUUAGACAGCAGCAGUUCUUAGAGAUAUUCCUGGAAGGCACACGUUCUCGGAGUGGAAAAACAUCCUGUGCCAGAGCAGGUCUCUUAUCUGUGGUGGUAGAUGCUCUCUUCACAAAUGCCACCCCUGACAUACUAAUUGUACCUGUGGGAAUCUCCUAUGAUCGAAUCAUUGAAGGUCACUAUAACAAUGAACAGCUGGGGAAGCCUAAGAAGAACGAAAGCCUUUGGAGCGUAGCCAGAGGAGUCUUCAGAAUGCUGCGGAAGAAUUACGGAUGUGUCAGAGUAGACUUUGCACAACCAUUUUCCUUAAAAGAAUACCUAGACAGCCAAAGUCAAAAACCUAUGCCUGCCAUGCUAUCUUUGGAGCAAGCUCUGUUACCAGCUAUACUUUCUUCACGGCCUAAUGAUGUUGUAGAUGAAGGUACAGAGGCUGCACUGGGCAAUUCCAGGGAUUUAUCCAAUGAGCCCUUUAGAAGACAGUUGAUAGCCAACUUGGCUGAGCAUAUAUUGUUCACUGCUAACAAGUCAUGUGCUGUGAUGUCAACACACAUAGUUGCCUGUUUGCUGCUCUACCGACACAGGAAGGGAAUUGACCUUUCCAAGCUGGUGGAAGACUUCUUCUCUAUGAAGGAGGAGGUCUUGGCCCGUGACUUUGACUUGGGAUUUUCAGGAAAUUCUGAAGAUGUUGUCAUGCAUGCCAUCCACCUGUUGGGGAACUGUGUAAAUAUCACAAACACCAGCCAAAACAAUGAGUUCUUCAUCACUCCCAGCACAACUAUUCCUGCUGUCUUUGAACUCAACUUCUACAGCAAUGGUGUGCUGCAUGUCUUCAUCAAAGAGGCCAUUAUUGCCUGCAGUCUUCAUGCAGUGCAGAGUAAAAGGUAUAGAAAUGGCAUCAAUGGCGUUUCUCCCAACCUGAUUAGCCAAGAACAACUGGUCCGCAAAGCCGCCAGCUUGUGCCACCUGCUUUCCAAUGAAGGUGCUAUAUCCUUGCCUUGUCAGAUGUUAUACCAAGUUUGCCAUGAGGCAGUCGAAAGGUUUAUACAAUAUGGCAUUCUUUUGGUGGCAGAGCAGGAUGAUCAGGAGGAUGUUAGCCCUAGCCUUACAGAGCAACAGUGGAGUAAAAAGCUUCCUGAACCCUUGUCUUGGAGAAGUGAUGAGGAGGAUGAAGACAGUGACUUCGGAGAAGAACAGAGGGAUUGCUACCUGAAGGUGAACCAAUCCCAAGAACACCAGCAGUACAUCACCUUCCUGCAAAGGUUACUGGGGCCUUUACUCGAGGCCUACAGCUCAGCUGCCAUCUUUAUGCACAAUUUCAGUGGUCCUGUGUCAGAAACUGAAUACCUUCAUAAGUUACACAAGUAUCUAAUAACCAGGACAGAGAAGAGUGUUGCAGUGUAUGCUGAGAGUGCCACCUAUUGUCUUGUGAAAAAUGCGGUGAAGGUCUUUAAGGAUAUUGGGGUUUUCAAGGAGACAAAACAAAAGAGAGAGACUUUUUUGGAACUGAGCAGUACUUUCCUACCUCAGCGCAACCGGCAAAAACUACUGGAAUUCAUCCUGAGCUUCAUUGUACUGUAGAUCACGUUUAGUACCUUUUGCCAGGGAGACGAAGACAGGUUCUGAGAUUUGUGUCAAUGCCUGAGGGCAUUUGCUAGUCCUUCAGAGUAUAAGGCCUUAUCUCACUUGAACCACUGGAAGACAGUGCCUUCUUAUGUAUGCAUUUAUGGAUUUCUGAUGGUCUCAAUCCUGUGAUGAUACAGUAAUACAGCAGGUGACACUGUGGAUGCAAGCGAUCAGUCAUGUUUGCAGUUAAAAAAAAAUUAAUUAAAUCUAGAUUUAAAAUGAAAACUGACAUUUUAUCUGUUAUAUUUUACAUAAUUACUUUUAAAGACUAAUGACUGUGACAGAGGCACAAAUGCAGAUAGUGAUUUAUAGCUAGUCCUGAGAUCUUGAAUUUAGUGGAAAUACUGCUUAUGACAAAAAAAAAAAAAGGAACACGUGAAAGCUGUUACUUCAGACAGGAAGGGGAUGACAAAUUUUCUGGUUUAUUGUUUAAAAUAAAUGGUUUAUAAAGAUAUGCAUGGACAGUGCAUACUUUAUGGGAAAAGUCAUAGUUUUUCAUAAUUGUUAGCACCUAGAAUAAAUGCCAAAAUCUUAAUGAGAAUAACAAUCAAUUGACUAUUGGGACUGGAUAAUGGAAUGAUAAAUUGCACUAAACACUAUUGUCACGGUAGAAUGUGAUAGCACAAUUUUAUUAGGGCUUGCUGUCCCUUACCUUUACUAGAAAUAGGGAAUUAGUUUGUCUGAAACAUGAAUGUAUUCUAACCACUUAAAUUUUGUAUAUAAUAAAAAAAGUUGUUUAGUUAAUACAGUGACAGUCUUUUGUUUUAAACAGAGAAUUUAAGGGUAGCUAGCAAACCAGAAGGUUUUUUUCCCCUAGUGCUGUUACCUGUUGGUAGGCAUUUUAUUUUGUGAAGUUACUUUAAUUUUGGCUCUAAAAUUUUCAGCAAUAACACGGCAAUCUUGUGGAACUGAACUCUCUGAUCCCUUUUAAACUGAAGAAAAGUAUGUUCCCGUUCUGUUUUCUGUUGCUGAGUUACAAAGUGAGCAGUUUUAAAUUGCUUUGACCUCUGGAAACAGAAAAAUGUGGUAAUGUUUCAUCUUUGGUUUUGUUCCAAUUGGGAAUUUUAAAUUAAUAUUGGGGGUUCUAUCUUAAAAAUAAAUAAAUAAAUAAAUAAAUAAUAGGGCCCUGAUCUUUCACUAUUAUCCUUAGGAUUGGUCCUCGGUGCCCACGUGGGGCCUCGUGGACUUCACUUUGACUCCCCUUGAGUGCAGAUCGGACUGCAAGCCAUAAUUCUGCAGUGCAGUCUCUCUCAGCUGAUACUAGCUGAAGCAAUAAAUCUAUGGCAUGUGGAGCUGGUUUGUUGGUGAAAUGUGUGUUGUCUUUUGGAUUCCUUUUUUUUUUUGUUUUUUUCACAAGAGAAAUCAAACAUUUCAAUCAGUGUAGUGUUUCAUUUAACUCCUCCGUCCUGCCCUUGCAGGUAAAACAAGCACUAUGGUUACAAAAUUUGUGGUUUAAUUUAAUUAUCUGUAAUAAUGGGAAAAGCUCACUUGAAUGACAAAGGCAUUGCACAGUCACUCCAACAUAGAAGUGCUGCAUGCAGUUUGAAUCCACUUUAGGAGUAACUUUGUUUUUACUGCACAUUCAUUAAUUAAAAAGUUAUAUAAAUCUACUGAUUAAAUGCUACUAAUAUUGAAAAUUUCAGAGUAUGGUUUGUUAGUAUUAUCACUUCUCUUUUGUGAAAGGUACUGUUAUGCAUGUUUUCUGUCACAAAACAGGUUCUGUAACACAUUUUACAAGAAGAAAUUCUGAACCAAAGUUACAUUGAUUUAGAGAGAAAAGCUGACCAUAAAAUUGCUUUUGUUUUUAUGUAUGUCUACUUUGUUCGUCAGGAUAGUGGCUGAAAUAUACGCCUUCCUAGGAAAGCUG
Molecule: messenger RNA, 4526 nt
Organism: Gopherus flavomarginatus (Mexican gopher tortoise)
Lineage: Eukaryota; Metazoa; Chordata; Testudines; Testudinidae
Gene: GPAM
Product: glycerol-3-phosphate acyltransferase, mitochondrial
Exons: 21
Coding region: 98-2614 (838 amino acids)
Biological process (GO): phospholipid biosynthetic process
Cellular component (GO): mitochondrial membrane; plasma membrane
Molecular function (GO): glycerol-3-phosphate O-acyltransferase activity
Source: RefSeq, a predicted model, not a curated record